AUGUCUCUGAUCAACAGGCUUCCUCCCGAUGUUCUCAGUAUCGUCUUCCAUCUCGUUCCAGACACUCCUGGGGUAUUGGAACAUGAGGUCUGGCAAGGCUGGAAUGAUCCUGCGUGGUCUCCUCGCUAUGUGAAACCUGGGCCAUACGUCAAGUUGACCCAUGUAUGCCGCCUUUGGCGUGAUCUUGCACUCAGUCUGCCUACCAUUUGGGCCAACAUCGUUGAUUCCCCUUCCGUUAAUGUACCCGUUGAUGUUCUGGUACGACGGUCCCGAACAGCACCCUUGAACGUCUAUUUGAAGGACUUCCCUGGAGAGCAAGUUAGGAAGCUCUUGUCUUCCCCACACAACAAUCGCAUCCGGACCAUCUGGUGGGAGGCGGAGUUCGACGAGUCUACCGAAGAACUCGUUGCUAGUUUGUCUGCUCCCAGUGUUGAAUCUGUCACGCUUAUAUGCCCUCGAGCAGUCGAUCAAUUUAUGUCUUUUGAAUCUAUUCCGCUGUUGAACGGGCAUAUGCCUUGCAUCAAGCAGUUGUGCCUGUCCAGCACGUGGUGGUUAUCGACGAACAGCAUGUCAUCCCUCACACAGCUUCAUAUUGCCGUUUUUAUGUGCACUGGGUUUUAUUCUGAGGUCCUGUCUGUGCUUGACAAAACACCCAACCUCGUGGACCUGAUAUUGACCAACGUCUUGAGCAUGUCCUACAGUGAACCUCCAAUGAUCUCACUCCCGAAGUUAUGCAGGAUCACGCUCAGCAGCAAUGAUGAAUACCUAGACAACUUGCCCAACAUACUAUCAUGUCUCUCCGUUGCAGAUACCACGGCACUACGGACAAAUAUAUUCUCCUUCUUCGAGCCCGGAGCCUUCGACCUCCCUGCAGUGCAGACUAUCACAAAGGUCUGCAUCAAACGAUUUCAAUACUCCUAUGAGCUUAUGGCCACAGGAGAGCUCUCCGGAACAUGUAUUGAUACAGAUUAUCGCGACUUCGAUGAACUGGCGAAGUAUAUGAUUCGGGCGCUACCAUUGGCUAGGGUUCGGGAGUUGUGGGUCAUAGAAAGGUUUGAGACAGCACCGUCAGAUGAAGGCCAAAAAGGCGAAUAUGACGAAGAAAGUGAAGAAUAUACUGAAUACCACGAAUGUGACAAAACAAAUGUUGCCUCACUGCUGCCUCAGAUGCCGAUGCUAGAGGAGCUGGUGGUAUUGGGGGAAAGGCUUCCGGCCAUUAUCAAUGCGCUCCUGGAACCCAACGAGCCCUCGCAGACACCGCUCUCGCGCAGCGGUCUGACGGUGCGCAUCAUCAUGCAGGACUCCAAUGUGGAUAUCGCAGCCAUCACAAGCCUUGUCGUGCGGCUGAAGGAGGUUGGCGUCAAAUGUGUUGUCAUUGGCUACCACCGUUUCUAUACUGGCCCGCAGUUUGACAGUGCGUACCUGGCAAAUGAGUUCCAGUCGGUGGAGUUCGCAUAUCACGAAACGUUUCCGCGCAUGGAUCUACCUCCCGUGUGUACGACCAGCACACAUCUCCACUGGCCUUCGUGGUUGGAGUCAUGGUCCGACCUCGAUGCACCAUCGCCCUAG
Molecule: messenger RNA, 1569 nt
Organism: Sparassis crispa
Lineage: Eukaryota; Fungi; Basidiomycota; Agaricomycetes; Polyporales; Sparassidaceae
Exons: 1
Coding region: 1-1569 (522 amino acids)
Source: RefSeq, a predicted model, not a curated record